Molecule: messenger RNA, 1154 nt
Organism: Dufourea novaeangliae
Lineage: Eukaryota; Metazoa; Arthropoda; Insecta; Hymenoptera; Halictidae
Product: 27 kDa hemolymph protein-like
Exons: 4
Coding region: 205-1125 (306 amino acids)
Source: RefSeq, a predicted model, not a curated record
CCGAGCUACGUUGACGCAUCAUAGCGUGCCUCUCAUAACAAACAGAAUAGUGGUUACAGUGAUGCGCAGCUGAAAUCGUGUAUAUUCCCAUCUCGCUCGCGGAGCGUGUACAUACUUCUUCGUCGAGAAACCGCUGUCACGGUGUUACGAGAUCGUUCCCGAUUGAAUCGUGUUCCUCCGUGAAGAGAAAAAACAAAAUCUGAAAUGACCAAGUACUCGACAGUUACUGCCAUGGUGUUCCUUUGCGGUCUCCUUGGAUACACAAACUCGCAAGGAAAUAUGCCCAAUGCCGACGAUGCAUUAAAUAAAAUUUCAAAUAUCAUAGAUAUCAAUAACCUCAAUGCAUCCGCAAUCCCAGAUUUGUAUACUCUGAAUACUUCGGCAAUACCAGCCCUUGAAGAGGCAAAGAAUCUGUUCAAAGACAAAUGCAAUAAAAAUGGGGGUGAAGGUGCAUUUGAGCACGCCAAUCAGGCCAAUGAGAACAUGAAACAGUGCCUUAAAUCAUUCGUCAAUGUCACACAGCUCCAAGAGGAGAUGGAAAGGUAUAAACCUACCGGCGAUCUGGAUGUAGUUUUUAAAAAUUAUUGCCACAAAACUCCAGUUCUUAAGAAAUGCGUGAGCAACUUUACUGCAGCCAUAGAACCUUGUCUAGAACCAGCUGAAAAAGAGAAUAAGAAGAUAAUUCAAAAUAUCACAGACUCUCUUUUGAACUUUGUUUGUUUCAAAGAAGGAGAUCGUAUUGCUCUUUUCAUAUCUGCUAAUGGACCAGAAUGUUUGCAAUCGAAACAACAGGAAAUUGGAAACUGUGUAAAUGCUACAUUUGGAAAGUAUGUCCCUCCAAUUGAUCCUAACAGUGGAUCUCUGGUGGGAUUGGAUAGUCUUCCAACACUUGUUCUUGGGCAGAAAGAAUGCGGGGAUAUUUCCACUGUUCAAGGUUGCAUUGUGAAGGAGCUGGAAAAGUGUUCAGACCCUACACCUGCUAAUAUUGUUGAUUCAAUAUUCAACUUCAUUUUAAGAGUAACGCCAUGUAAAGAUGUAAUGGCUGUUCAAAGUGCCGCUUCUAGAUCUAUAAUUAGUUUAUUAACAACUACAAGUAUAGUAUUUUUAUUGUUAAGAGUUGUUUGAACGAAUGUGAUUAAAUUUUGAACAACAUG